UAGUAUACAUGGCCGUCAAGUGGAUCACUUUUAUACCUAUUUUGUAAUGUGACUAUGCUGGCGUGCGUGUGUCACCCAUCCCGCGCCCACAACCUCCCACGCCCGCUAGAGCCAGUACACCGCCCACGCCGCACACCCCACGCCCACCUUUCCCUCCACACCGCCCACGAUGCAUACAGCACCUCUGUCUUUGGUUUCGUAUCCAAUUCAUGGGAUAAAUAUGUGAGUGAUGGCUCUAGUGUCAUAGAAAACGGGACGUGUGAGAGAGAGCGCAGCUCUGUGAGAGACAAGAGCACUAACUUCGUUAUUUUAGAUAAAUACAAUAACAAUAACGAGAAGACUUUAGAUAAAAAUGGUAACGAGGAAGAGAUUAAGGUGGGAAGUAGAGAGAAAGUGGACCAGCUCUCUCCCACUAUGAAAGCUAAAAUCACUGUAGAAAGGAGGAAGUGUGUGGAAGAUGAUAGCUAUUGUCCGGUGCAGCCCAGCCAGGGAUUGGUCAAGACCAGCCAGGACCAGCCAGUUAUGUCUACAGUCAUGUUAUCACAGCUGCCUGACGGGUGCGAGCUGACGGUGGGUGAGCUUCGCGACAUGGCCAGCAGACAGCAGCAGCAGAUAGAGUCGCAGCAGCAGCUCCUGGUGGCGCGGGAGCAGCGGCUCAAGUAUCUGAAGCAACAGGAAUCCCGCGCUGCAGCAGUCGCCGCUGAGGGUGACCGUCUCAGACGACUCCGCGAACGUGUCGAGGCCCAGGAAGCCAAACUGAGGCGCCUUCGUGCCCUCAGAGGUCAGGUGGAAGCGACUCGGCUGAACACUGCGUCCCUCACCACUGAUCUAGAUGCCAUGCGACACCUGUUCAGUGAGAAGGAGAAAGAGUUGGUAGUAGCAGUGUCCAAGGUUGAGGAACUGACGCGUCAACUGGAGGAACUUCGACACGGUCGUUCACCUCUCAACCCUAACAACCAGCACCACAAUGAGUUAGACAAGCUUCGAAGAGAAUUAUUGUAUCGUAACAGUGUAAACAGAGAAGCGUCAGCUCGUGUAGCAGCUCAGCGGGAAACUCUAGCAGCAAGACGGGAUGAAAUUACGCGCAUAGACAAGCGAGUGUCAGAGUUGCAGCAGCGGCUACAUCGAAAAAGACUUCUGAACCACCAACUAGCUUCACAGAUAACAGCUGCUACUCAGGCCAAACAAGCUCAGCUGAAAGCAGUGCAACAAAAGGCUUUGUGGUGUCAACAGUACUUGCUGAUGAUCUACACAACGGACCAUCUCAAGAUUCCUCGGGGAGAGGACUUAGGAGAGUUUGGUCCAAAUAAAAAUGACCCUAAAUACCAGACUCUGCCCUACAACACAAAAUUUUCUGUUACCUUCAAGUCAAAGAAUGGACGGGGAGGAGAUUCUGACCUGCCCCAUCAACUCCAACAAGUACUGUCCCCCCACCCCCCUUUCCCUGAACCUAUGAUUUUCGGACAAAAUACUGCCAAACAAGGGUCAAGAAACCCAACCCAACGUGGUCCACCUAACCUGUACCAACAAGGGGACUCACGCACCCUCCUACCCCCCACCUCCCUCUCUGUAUCCUUCACGCAGAAACUGAGCCCAGGAGUUACUACACAUGCACAGAGCAGGACACUUCUCCUUCCAGCACAUCAUUCUCAGGAUGUGGAGAAUCUCCGAGCCGUAGGAAAUAAUGCUGGCACCGAUGGAAGUGAAGAUGGCACCUCAGGUAAUGAGACUGGCCGCAAUAAACCUGCCUUACCUCCAAAACCAGCUGUUCCUUCUAAACCUCUUCCUCCGCCACGGCAGAAAGGAGAUCCACUUGCUGCAAGCAAUGAAUCACUUAAUGCGUCGCAGUCUCCUGGCCGGGGUAAUGGUCAGGGGCGACCACCACAAGGAUAUAGAUAUGCAAGUCAGAAUGUGAUAAUGUCAACAUAUACUCAACAAACAACUGCCUCAGAAAACCAGCAGGGUGAUGUCAGUGAAGACAGCUCUCGGCCCAAGAUGGCAAAUAAUACUCUUAAUAAUAGCACCAGUAGCACCAGUGUUGGUGUCAAAGCAGAGUCAGAGGGUGGGGAGAAAAUUCACGUCUCAAUUAAUCGACGAAUUGAAAUGCCGCCAGAUUUCAUGUUCCCUGAAGAUGAAACUCCACCAUCGGAUCUUCUUGGUCGACGAGUAGAAGAAAUAGAAAAUGGAAAUGCAGACUCUCAAGUCAGUUCUAAUAAAGAAAAUGGAACAGAUACGGUUGAUAAUUUAAACAUGGCACCCAUAUUACCACUUGGUGAACUUGAAAAACUGAGAAUCGAUAAUGCAAAAGAAGGCAGAAAUAGUCAAGACAAUUCAACCACUGAUGCCGCUCACAUACCCAGUGAUGAUUCUCGACAACCAGAUGGUGCAGAUACAACGUCAAUACUAAGUGAAGAAAGUCGAUCAGAAGGCGAGGGUGAGAGGAAUAAUGAUUCUCCAGUUACGACCACAGUAUCCAACUCGAAUAUCAGUAACAAUAACAAUAUUAACAACAACAACAACAAUAAUAAUAACUCGAGUGGUGGAGGUGUUGUGGUUAGACGUAUUAAAAAGGGAAACCUCAAAACGAAGAAUUCUUCCAGAAUACCUCGCAGGGUAAGCUUUGACCCUCUUGCACUUCUCCUGGAUGCCUCUCUUGAAGGAGAACUUGAACUAGUUCGCCGUACUGCCAUGGAAGUAACUAAUCCCUCAGCAGCCAAUGAUGAAGGAAUCACUGCACUUCACAAUGCUAUAUGUGCAGGUCAUCUUGAUAUUGUUACAUUUUUAGUAACAUUUGGAUGUGAUGUUAAUGCUCAAGACUCUGAUGGAUGGACUCCAUUGCACUGUGCUGCAUCAUGCAACAAUGUGGCCAUGGUGAGAUUCCUGGUGGAACACGGGGCUUGUAUCUUGGCCACUACUUUAUCUGACCAUGAAACUGCAGCAGAGAAGUGUGAACAGGAUGAGGAGGGAUAUGAUGGAUGUUCACAGUACCUUUAUAGUGUUCAAGAAAAGCUUGGCAUAAUGAAUGGUGGUGUUGUGUAUGGUGUAUACGAUUAUGAAAGCCAAGCUAGCGAUGAACUGAGCUUCCACUGUGGUGAUGCUAUCACUAUACUGCGCCGUGGAGAUGAAUAUGAACGGGAGUGGUGGUGGGGGCAACUUCAGGACAUCCAGGGAUACAUUCCUAGGAAUUUACUGGGGCUUUAUCCUCGUGUGAAGACUCCUCUUCGUGAUUCCUGAGGAUUUUGAAAGCCUAAUUAUUUAACAUUAUGCUACGUCAUAUCAGUGUGCAAAGCAGUUGCUUAAAAACUUACUGCUGUACAGAUUUUGUGUUAUACAGUUGACAAAGACUACUUUAAGACUUAAAGGACAGUGUUGAUACUGAUUUGGAAUGUUGUGGACCUUGAAAAUAUACUGAAGACUUAUCACUUUUGGUGGUAGAAAUGUGAUCUGAAUAAACAAAAUGAAAUUAUCUUCAGUUUUUUGACAUUACAGUAUGUUGCAAAAAUAUCAGCAUCCAACACUUGUACUACCAAAAAUGCCUUAAUAUAUAUAUAUAUGACAGAUGUAGACCAGUGCCUUAAUGUAACAAGACAUCAGCAGUUGCAACAGUUAUCUGUGAUGGAAACUGAACUGCAGCUACAGUACCACCAAAUACAUAUCUUUAUAAUAAAAAUUAAUACAAAUAAAAUUAUAUAUAUAUAUAAUAUAUAUAUAA
This is a messenger RNA of Cherax quadricarinatus, 3712 nucleotides long. The record is from RefSeq and is a predicted model, not a curated record. Lineage: Eukaryota; Metazoa; Arthropoda; Malacostraca; Decapoda; Parastacidae.